CCCAACUAUUAAACUGCUGAAAACGAGAGGAUGGCAUCUUAACCGAGGAUACACAACAGCCUGUUCACGAAAUGUUAAAUGCCCCUCGCGGCAAAUAAUUUGGACUUCAUGGAUAUAAAGCUGUGUAAAUUAUUGCAAUGGACCACAGCCAGUGUACGACAGUAACAAUUACUUCGAGGGUGGAUUAUUGAGUUGCAGUUUUACGCCUCGGAUUUCACCAAUAUAGUUUUUGCUGUGGAAAUUAACUUCAACCAUUGUGUACCGCUGUGAUAUGAAUAAGAUGGACAAAAAGAUGAUUUUAGCAACUUGAAACCUAAAGAGCGGGGAUUCACUUUAUAAUAUAAACAGGUUGGCUCUUUAUACUUGGACAAACCCUCCUUUAACUUUGAACGGGGUUUUAACUGCAAGGAAUAAUGUGGAAACUUUGGCCAUUUACCUGCCACACAGCUCUCGUUUACAUAGUCUUCGAAAUAUUUAUUUACAGCGUCAAAGGUCUUAAUGUUUGCAUGAGCGGUAGCGCCACGUCUUGUGAAGAAUGUCUCUUCAUUCACCCGAGCUGCGCCUGGUGCGCACAAGAGGACUUUGGACAAGCAAGAACGCUCACCUCACGAUGUGACUUAAGCCAGAACUUACUAAAAAGAGGCUGUGAUUUACCUUUUAUCGAAAAUCCAAGGAGUGGCAUCUCCCUUUUGAGGAGCAAACCCCUGAGUUCCAAAAGUUCUGGGUCGACCCAGUAUGAUGUCAUUCAGAUAUACCCACAGAAGAUCUCGCUCACAUUAAGACCCGGUGACCAGACCACAUUUGAGGUACAAGUGCGUCCAGUUGAAGACUACCCCGUUGAUUUGUACUACCUGAUGGACCUCUCGCUCUCUAUGAAGGAUGAUCUAGACACAAUCCGCAACCUGGGCACCAAACUGGCUGAGGAAAUGAGGAAACUCACUAGUAACUUCCGCCUUGGGUUUGGCUCCUUUGUGGAUAAGAACAUAUCACCCUUCUCCUACACAGCCCCCAAGUACCAGGACAACCCUUGCAAUGGAUAUAAAUUGUUCCCAAAUUGUGUCCCUACAUUUGGGUUCCGUCACCUCUUGUCUCUUACGGACAAAGUUGACAGUUUCAACGAAGAAGUGCAAAAGCAGAUGGUGUCACGUAACAGGGAUGCACCAGAAGGGGGGUUUGAUGCCAUUCUGCAGGCUGCUGUUUGCAAGGAGAGGAUUGGCUGGAGGAAGGAGGCCUAUCAUCUUCUUGUGUUUGCUACGGAUGACGUCCCACACUUGGCUUUGGAUGGCAAACUUGGUGGAUUAGUGCAUCCUCAUGAUGGACAAUGUCACCUGAAUGACAAGAAUGAGUACAGUGCUUCAACAAAGAUGGACUACCCUUCUCUAGCUCUACUUGGAGAGAAACUGGCUGAAAACAACAUUUUUCUCAUCUUUGCAGUGACCAAAAGGCACUAUGUUCUUUAUAAGAACCUCACUGCAUUGAUUCCUGGGACUACUGUGGAAAUUUUGGACCAAGACUCAAAAAAUAUCAUACAGCUAAUUGUAAAUGCAUAUAAUAACAUCAGGUCAAAGGUUGAGCUGAGCGUGUGGGAUCACCCUGAAGAUCUCAGUCUGGCCUUCACUGCCACCUGCCAAGAUGGCCAGCCUCUGACUGGCCUCCAAAAGUGUUCUGACCUCAAAAUUGGAGACACUGUGUCCUUCGACAUAAUGGUGGACACUCGAGGAUGCCCUCCAAAAGGUACCAGGAAGAGUUUUACAAUCAGGCCAGUUGGGUUCAAAGAUCAUCUGGAGGUUUCCGUGGACUACCGCUGUGAUUGUGGCUGCACUCAUUACACAAAGUCCAACAGUAGCCUCUGCAAUUCUGCUGGCACCUACAGCUGUGGGAUGUGCAGUUGUGAGCCCGGAUACCUGGGAGCCCACUGUGAAUGUGAGGAGGGUGAGGUGGACCACCAGCAACUGAGUGCCUGCAGAGAGACCGAGGGCAAGCAGCUGUGCAGUGGCCGUGGAGAAUGCAGCUGCAACCAGUGCCUGUGUUAUGAGUCAGAAUUUGGCAAAAUAUAUGGUGCCUUCUGCGAGUGUGACGACUUCUCCUGUGCCCGGCACAAGGGUGUACUCUGCUCAGGUCAUGGGGAAUGCCAUUGCGGUGAGUGUAAAUGUCAUGCUGGUUAUAUUGGAGACAACUGUAAUUGCUCUACAGAGACGGCUUCCUGUGUGUCAGACGAUGGCAAGAUCUGUAGCGGACGGGGCAGCUGUGUGUGUGGGCAAUGUCAGUGCACAGAGCCAGGGGCAUUUGGGCACACAUGUGAGAAAUGUCCUACCUGUCCAGACGCCUGUGGAACAAAGAGGGAAUGCAUCGAGUGUCGUCUCUUCAAUACAGGCAGACUCGCUGACAACCAGACCUGCCAGCGCAUGUGCAAGGAUGAGAUCAUCACCGUGGAAACCCUUAAAACAGAUGAUCCUAACACUGUUCGUUGCAUCUAUAAGACAGAGCAUGACUGUGUGAUGAAGUUCACAUACUCUGAACAUGCCAACGGUCAGUCGGUCUUAACCGCACUUAAAGAACCAGAGUGUGCUGUUGCCCCAAAUGCCAUGACGGUACUCCAGGCAGUUAUUGGCAGCAUCCUGUUGAUGGGUAUUGUUCUGUUAGCUCUCUGGAAACUGGUUAUCACCAUCCAUGACCACCGCGAGUUUGCCCGCUUCCAAAGUGCACGUUCACGGGCACGAUAUGAGAUGGCAUUUAAUCCUGUUUAUAAGCAGUCCAUCCCCUUUCACCCAAUGGAGACAGUUUUUCAUAUGCAUACCAAAUCAUGCAAUGGAGGAGUCCACUGAUUAACCUGCAGUUGGAAUUGGGGACAUGGCAGGUCCUGUCCAGUUGUGCACUACUGCAUUAUAAUGGAGAACCGAGAUGGCCAUUUUGUUUGUGCACAUUUUCUUGCCUAUGUGCAGUGCAACCUCCUUUUUGUGGAUGUUUUUUGAGGAUUGUAACUGAUCAUUAUGCAUUUCAGUAAAGUUCAUUGCUUAGCAGCACUACGACACAUGGCGGAUUUAAGAAGAGGACUGGUGCAGGAUGAGCUGAACUAGUCGGAGAAGCUUUUCUGUCUUCUACUAAAAACAUUUGCCGUUGGACGCUUAUCCACCAUGGACAGCUUGCUUGAAUUUCAUUACUAAUUUCCUUCAGUUCUAACCAUACCUCCUCCAAAUUAUGAUGGAUUCACUGUGCAUUGUGUUGUAGAAACAAGGAGAAGUUUUCAAGUUUGUGUAUAUUUUUAACAGUGUGCCUUUCCCAACCAUUACACAUUUUUAAUUAAUUCAACUUAUUUACUACAUGUAUGGUAGCCAGGUGCCACAAAUUGUGCAAUUAUACAUCAACUCUUUGAUGGAGAGGGUUCUAACCUAAACAGAGCAAUACUUUUCUUAACUCUUGAUUUGCACAUUGGAUAUUGGGUUAAGGUUUAUAAAGUAAAAAAUAAAUUCCACACUAGAAUGCUAGUCUAUUGUGUAUGCAAAUAUUGGCACACGUUUGCACGUUUUCUUGAUGAUUUAUAAUUGUACAGGUUGAUACAAUAACACUGCCUGCUGAUAAUUUGAGACUGUCUCAUUUCUUUCUAAACAAUCAUACCUAG
Xyrauchen texanus (razorback sucker) is the source of this 3619-nucleotide messenger RNA. It is a transcript of the gene itgb5, whose product is annotated as integrin, beta 5. The record is from RefSeq and is a predicted model, not a curated record. Gene Ontology annotation, cellular component: cell surface; integrin complex; focal adhesion. Gene Ontology annotation, biological process: cell adhesion mediated by integrin; cell migration; cell-matrix adhesion. Lineage: Eukaryota; Metazoa; Chordata; Actinopteri; Cypriniformes; Catostomidae. Gene Ontology annotation, molecular function: integrin binding. Bases 414 to 2825 code for a protein of 803 amino acids. The transcript has 15 exons.